Messenger RNA from Panonychus citri (citrus red mite), 536 nucleotides. Its product is annotated as cystatin-1-like. Gene Ontology annotation, molecular function: cysteine-type endopeptidase inhibitor activity. NCBI's taxonomy places the organism in Eukaryota, Metazoa, Arthropoda, Arachnida, Trombidiformes, Tetranychidae. Bases 92 to 493 code for a protein of 133 amino acids. The record is from RefSeq and is a predicted model, not a curated record. The transcript is spliced from 2 exons.
AAGUCUCAGAAUGAUGUUCAGUUUAAUCCAGUAAUCAAUAUUUAUUCCUCUUGUUCUGUUUUCUAAAUUGUAAUCUAAUAAGUUAAUCAACAUGAAAGUUAUCAUUGCUUUUUGUCUCAUCGGUUUUGUCGCAGCCCAAAGCGGUGGCUGGUCACCAGUUUCCGUUAACAAUCCUGAGGUCGUCAAGGCUGCUUCAACAGCUAUUAAUUACCACAAUCAAAAUUCCGAUAAUCCAAAUUACAAGAAACUUGUAAGUAUCAAAAGUGCUGAAUCUCAAGUCGUCUCUGGAACAAACUAUGCUCUCAAAUUGAAUAUUCUUGAAACCGAAUGUCCAAAGGACGAUGUUAACUCAAUUAAAUGCUCUCCUUCAUCUAAAAGCAUACCAGAAGAAUGUGACUACGUUGUUUAUGUCCCACUCAAUUCUAAUAAAGGUGAAGUGACCAGUAAUUCAUGUAGUUCCAAUCACUCCUACGAAUCCAGUCAAAGUCAGUGAUUUUAAUCAACUCUAAUAAUCAAUAAACUUUUCUGUCCAUUCA